AUGUCUUUAUCAUCAUAUUACUUAUUUAUUUUAAUGGAAGAUUCGGAAAGUAAUGCUUCCUAUUCUUCUUCCUUUUGUGAAGAAAACGGAGCUUUACAGGAUGAAUUUUUCGAACUUUUACUAUUAAAUGAACUUAUUGAUACAGGAUUACUUGAUAAUUCUGAAUCAGAGUAUGAAUGAAAUGAUAGUGAUAUAGAAAAUGUUGAUACAGAUGACAAAAUAUUGGAGUUUUUAAGUCGUUUAGAUGGAAAAAUACUAGAUGAAAUAGAUCCUAUUCAGGAAACCUUCAAAUAUAGGAAGACUGAGGUGAUCAUUGAUGAUAAGAAGACAAUCGAUAAGAAACUCCUGGACACCAGAAAAAUAAAAAUUAGAUCAGAUUCAAAUUUUAUCAGAAAAAUAAAAUUGAUAUCAGAAUCAAGCAUUAUCAGGAAAAUAAAAUUUAGAUCAGAUUCAAAUUUCAUCAGAAAUAGAAAAUUCAUAUCAGACUCAGAAAUCGAAAAAAUCGCGGAUUACGUGGGUUCAGAAAAUUUUACUAAAAUUUUAUCCAAAGAUUUUAGGAAAAGAAGAAAGUUUAAAAAAUUUUUAAUCGGGACAUGGCCCUGAAAUAAAGGCCUUUAA
Blepharisma stoltei is the source of this 618-nucleotide messenger RNA. Lineage: Eukaryota; Ciliophora; Heterotrichea; Heterotrichida; Blepharismidae. The record is from the annotation of a GenBank genome assembly.